This is a messenger RNA of Ostrinia nubilalis (European corn borer), 2197 nucleotides long. RefSeq lists its product as uncharacterized. The coding region runs from base 97 to 1095 and encodes 332 amino acids. Lineage: Eukaryota; Metazoa; Arthropoda; Insecta; Lepidoptera; Crambidae. The record is from RefSeq and is a predicted model, not a curated record. The transcript is spliced from 5 exons.
AGUCGGAAGCGGCGCGCGCGCAGAGCACACGCGCGGAUCGCGGCACAGAUUGUUUCGUGACUUUUGUGACGUCAGUGACAAGUUUAAACACACACCAUGAUUCGACACAUAACUUUAGUUGCAAUAAUAUUGCAACUCACGGAUCUGAGUCUCGUACACACAGCUCAACAGCAACUUCAACUCUCCGACUCGUACCUACCAGUGGCGAUGCAAGUCAUAGCUCACCUCACCGACCAGAUGGCGUACGAAGUGUCCGACGACCCCGCGCCCACCACGCGGCCCAUGAACAAACCCGCUAAGCCGACAGUAAGGCCGACAGUAAGGCCGACAGCUAGGCCGACAGUGAAGCCGGUGACGAGCAAACCGUUGGAUCAGACCACUCCCCACCACAAGCCAGGUCUCUACUCCCCCAACGCCCCUCCAAAGGCCAACGAGCGUUCAGACUCCAAAUUCGUUCUCCUUCCCAUGGAAAACAACUCUGAAUACACAGUCAUCCAACCAGAAGACCGAAAGACUGGAGAACCUCUCCUCUCCAUCCACGAGGAAGAAGUCAAACCCCUGAUGGAGCCAAGUCGAGUUGAUGCCCCAUUACUGCCACCCCAUUUCGAAGCUGACAAGAUUUCUCGUUCUGAUAUCCUGGAUAUUGACGAAGAAUUAGACGAUGAUAGCUUGCAGUACCUAUCACAUGAUGUGAGAGAGAUGAUUAAGUUGGCUAAUGACCCUGCUGAUGAGAAGCUGGUGGAUGUUUGGGAGGGCGUAAGAGCUGGACCUCAGAUGGCGCAGAAGAUGAAGCUGUCCUCUUCGAAUCUGAGGCUGCUGCUGCUGUAUGACCUGCUGAGCAGGGAGGCGAAGAGGCAGCGGCUUUCGGAUUAUACUGGCUUCUCCCCCACCGUGAUGAAGACCCUGGUAGACUCGUCCAGCGGCGGCGCCCGCGCACAACUCCGUCUUGCUCUCUCCAAGAUGGUGGACCGGCGCGACUGCGAGCACGAGUACGCGAACAACCGUGCGAAAGAGAUGGUCGACGAGCUGGCCAAGGAUGAGUCCAAGUUAUCUGCUGAGCUCAGAUAUUUGCAGCCUUUGGUUUAUGCUUAUUAAAAGAUCGAAAUAGUUGUAGUUUAUCAAGUAACGUUCAAAAGCUAUUUCUUACAGUUUCUUAUAUUAUGGCCAACGAUAAUAUUAAUAAUAAAAGGUUUCUUUUUUUUUUUUCACUCCUCUGGAGAACACAGAAUCUAUAACUCUCUGGAAAACUGGCGCUUCAGAAAUAAGAUCUAGAAAAUGUAAUGAUCUGUAAUCGAUUUGAAUUCCAUAAGUCCUUAAAACAUUAAUUACGAGUAAACUAUUUUGUAACUAACUUUGGGACUAUGAGAAACGAUCACGGAUUCGAAUCUUUAACUAAUCUUACAUUGUCUUUUCAAGACACGUUUAAAUCUAGCAUGUCAUUUUAUCGAUUUUAGACGGUGCCACGAUAAAAUUAUAUCGUAUGAUCUAAGCUGGUAGAGCUGUUACCUAAACCGUAUCUAUAUCAAUUUCUAUGUACUUACAUAAGUAUAUUUAUUUAUUAUAGCCAUUUUUAAAGAAAAGAAAAAAGCAUUUAUUAAGUUUAUUAUUUACACGCCCUUUUCUGUAUUUUUUGUAACGUCUAUAAUUUCUGAAAUAUUACUAAAAUAUCAUACAAGUCAGAAACUAAGGACAAUGGAUAUAGUUUGUAAGUUAAAUUGUAUAGUAACUAGCAAUUAAUUAUAUUAAUAAUAAUAUUAAUCUCAAAGUGCAUUUGAUAAAGACUUCAGUUUAGUAUUAAAGUGAUAUUCAUCUUAUUUAAUAGUGUAUAAACCGAAUUAUGUAUAUUCUGUAGUUUAUGAUACUUAAGUUUUAUUAAAAUCAGUAUUUGUAAGUGCGUUUUUAAAUUAUUUCCAUUAUCAAGCCUUUUUUAAUAACUAGUUUUAGUAGGAUCUUUCACACUAUGUCAACUUGAAAUGUGAACUCCGUCAGUUUAUAAUAUAACGCGUAAGAUUGUAAACAAUAGUGAGUUGAGCCCCGCAGGGUAGCAGGUAUCCUGUCCCCGCAGGGUAGGUAUGCCAUUUCAUGCAUUCUUUCCCCGACAAAAAGAACGUUAGAUUGUAAUCUAACUACGUCAGAUUAUAAUCUGACUAAAUUCACAAUUUUAUGGUGACAGAUAAUAAAUAUUUUUAUUUAUUUA